AUGACCAUUAUCACUCGAGCAAGCAUUGCUGCCAGUGUUGUGGCCUUUGCAUGGGCUCAAGGCAGCACGGUGACGGUCUUCUUCCGCAACGACGGCAACUGGACGCGGCAUGGCGAGCAGCCCAGCGCGCUCUUCUUCAACCAGCCCUCGACCUACGAAGACGCCGUCAGGACAUGCGCAUCGUACAACGAAACCCUGCUGAGCUGCAGCAGCUAUGGUGACUUCUUCCACGAGUUCACCUACCAUCAGUACCUUCACAACAUUGACCGUGAUCAGCUGCUGUGGUCGUCCUGCAGCUCCUCUGCCCCAACCACCUGGGAGGGAAAUGUAUCCCACGUACCGACAGCUGCUCACCCUUUGCUGCCGUUCUUGUGCACCAACAGUGCCCCAUUCGUCAGCAAGGUCGACACAGACUACUCUGCCUUCCCUCGUGUCAAGACCCAGAGUGUCGAUGGGACCACCUUCGAAGGCCUCCGCGACCACAUGGCGUUCCGGUUUCUGGGGAUUCCCUUCGCACAGCCGCCUGUGGGGGACCUCCGUUUCAAGUACGCGCAGCCGUGGAAUGAGACUCACGUCGAAGCGACUCGCUACGGGCCUGCCUGUCUGCAGACUGGCUGGUUUGAAGGCAAUUCGGACGGGCUGAACCCCUGGGGCAACAGCGAGGACUGUCUGUAUCUCAACGUCUUCACCUCCACUCUUCCACUGUCGCCAGGUUCUGUCGCGAAUGAGGACGCUCUCAAGCCCGUCAUGUUCUGGAUCCAUGGCGGAGGACAGGUCUCCGGCACUGGAAGCGACUCGACCUUUGACGGCGCCAGCCUGGUCAGCCGCUCCGACGUCGUCCUGGUGACAGUCAAUUACCGGCUCAACAUCUUCGGGUUUCUGAGCCUGGGCGAUGAUGUCGUCCCCGGAAACUUCGACCUGUCAGACAAGAUCGUUGCCCUCAAUUGGGUCAAACAGCAUAUCGCCGCCUUUGGAGGCAACCCUAACAACGUAACCAUCUUUGGCCAGUCUGCCGGGGGUGCUUCGAUCAUAGAUCUGGUCACUUCGCCCAAGGCCAAGGGACUGUUUCAGGGGGCUAUCGCGCAGUCCAUCGGCGGCCAUACCACGAACCAGAGCGCCGCAGCGGCCAAAAUUCUCCCUUACCUGCAGCCGCUCUGCAACAACACGGGGGUGGAACGACUCCAGUGCUUACAGGCUCUCCCGGCCGAGACGCUGCUAAAUAUCAGCCAAGCCACCUCAUGGGAGACGGUUGUGGAUGGGAUCUAUAUUACCGACCUGCCUGUGGCUCAGGUGAGCAAGGGCCGCGACGCAAUCAACCCAGUCCAUUUCAUGACGGGGUACAUGCCCGAGGAGGCACAAUCCCUGUUGGAAGAGACGCUGGCACCGAAUAUCUCGAGCUUCAACGCGUCCCUGCAGACGCUCAUUGAAGUUGGUCAGAUUGACCAGGCACAGGCGGACGCGAUCGUUGCGUCGGGGCUGUGGCAGGUUCCGACGGACUACAGCAGCGUGUACAACGCGAGCGUCAACAUCGCCACAGACACGAUCAUCCUCUGCUACGCGAUGGAGUUCGUCGAGGCGGGGGUGGCAGCGGACGCGUACGAGAGCCUGUGGGUGUACCUGCACCAGCGCGCCUACGGUCUGUCGUUCUACGACUACUACGACCUGUGCACGUUCCCCGUCGGAAAGCCCGAGACGCCGUACUACCGCUGCCACUCGGGCGACCUGUACGAGAUAUUUGGCACGUACUAUCUCUUCGAUCUCCCGCUGCGAGUGGCGGAGGACAUCUACUACACCAACGCCGUGCAGGACAUGUGGGCGUCGUUUGCGCGGACGGGCAAUCCGAACGUCGAUGACGAUUACCUCGCAGCGCGGGGGUAUCAAAGUACGCAGGAGUUUUUCUCCAAGUGGACAUGGACGCAGUACGCUGCCAGGAAUGAUGGCAAGGGGGUAGCCAAUCUCCAGUAUCCGACGUCGUUCUACUCGACGCUGCCGGAUUUGGCGCAUUGCAACGUGCUAGGAUUGAACGGGACGGAAUAA
Rasamsonia emersonii CBS 393.64 is the source of this 2037-nucleotide messenger RNA. RefSeq names its product Carboxylesterase. NCBI's taxonomy places the organism in Eukaryota, Fungi, Ascomycota, Eurotiomycetes, Eurotiales, Trichocomaceae. The transcript has a single exon. The record is from RefSeq and is a predicted model, not a curated record. Bases 1 to 2037 code for a protein of 678 amino acids.